AUGGACCCCAGGAUGUACGCCCGCUCGCCCUACGACUCCUACGCCUACGGCUCCUCCGCCUCCACACCAUCUAUGCGCGGCGCCUACGAACCUGCGCCCGAACAACACACCAUGCCUGAGGACAGCGCCAACGUCAAGGUCGUCGUACGCGUGCGGGGUUUCGUCAAGAGAGAGCGCGAACGCCGCGCCCAAUGCCUCAUCCGCAUGGACCCGCGCGUGCAAUCGACGACCCUUCAACCGCCCGCUGACGCGUCCGACGGCGGCCCCCACAGCCACAAGUCUCGCGAAGAGAAGACGUUUACCUUCGACAAGUCCUUCUGGUCCCACAACGAGUCCGAUCCGCAUUAUGCCCACCAGGAAGACGUGUACCGCUCCUUCGGCGAAGAGUUUCUCGACCACAACUUCGACGGCUACCACACAUGCAUCUUCGCAUAUGGCCAGACGGGUUCGGGCAAGAGUUACACCAUGAUGGGCACGCCCGAGCAGCCCGGCCUAAUUCCACGUACUUGCGAGACGCUGUUUGAGCGCAUUCAGAACGAGCCCAGCCCCAACACGACCUACAACGUGCACGUAUCCUACUUCGAAGUCUAUAAUGAGCACGUGCGGGACCUGCUCGUCCCACGCACCAACCCACCGUAUUAUUUGAAGAUCCGCGAGUCUAUGACGGACGGUGUAUACGUCCAAGGCUUGACGGAUGCGCCGGUCAAGUGUUAUGCGGACGUGGAGCGUCUGAUGAAGAUUGGUGAUUUGAACCGGACGACAGCUUCUACCAAGAUGAACGACACUUCGUCGCGUUCUCACGCAGUCUUCACGAUUAAUCUUAAGCAAAUGCAACAUUCCCUCAUGACCGAUGAGACCAUUGAGCGCUCAGCUCGUAUGCGUUUGGUCGAUCUCGCUGGUUCUGAGCGUGCUAAGAGCACGGAGGCUACUGGCCAACGUCUGGUUGAGGGUGGAAAGAUCAACAAAAGUUUGACGACGCUUGGCCGUGUUAUUGCUGCGCUUGCUCAAAACGGCGGCAGUGGCAUGUCUGGCGAUGGCCGUCCGCGGAGCGGUCACGGAAAGAGGCGCGACGUUGUGCCUUACCGUGACAGCGUGCUGACAUGGCUGUUGAAGGACAGUCUUGGCGGCAACAGUAAAACCGCCAUGGUCGCCUGCAUAGCACCAGCUGACUACGACGAAACGCUAUCGACGCUGCGGUAUGCGGACCAGGCUAAGCGCAUCCGCACGCGCGCGACGGUCAAUCAAGACUCGAUGUCAGGCGCGGAGCGCGACGCACAGAUUGCAGCCAUGGCGGAGCAAAUCCGGCAGCUGCAGACGAGCGUGAACACGGCGGCAACGAGGCGUCGGCAGGAAGAGGCGUCGGAGCUAGACGACUACCAGCGGCGCGUCGAAGUGAUGCAGCGCCUGAUGGAAGAGACGCGCCAGGUCAGCGAAGCGAAGAUCAAAGCCCUGACGGCGGAGGUCGAGGACCUGCGGCCAGUAAACGCUGCUUUACGUGCCGAGAGCGAGACACUGCGCCGACAUUUGGCGCUGGCGCUGGGCGAACUCAAAAACCCCAUCGUUCUGCCACCCAUGCAAGGAGAUGUGGACCUUUAUGGCCGCCCAGAGGAUCUUCUCGAGCCAGACCUUGAGUACCCGGAUUCCGAUGCUUCGGGCUCCGACGCGUCUGACUCGGAACCUAGCACGCUGCAUGGCGGUAACGCUACUAUUUCCGACACCACUGGUGGGCUCCCUAACGCCAUCGACGACGAUAAGGAAAACGCCGUAAACUCCGGGGGCAAGGCGCGCGAAGUUUCAGACGCGGACGAGGAUGAGAUCUUGGCAGCGGAGCUGCAGGCUCAAGCUGAUGACUUCCUGAAGGAUCUGGGCCUCUUCCGCCGCAAGGUCAAUGAUGACUACACGCGCUUUGGCAGCGGUGAGGCUACGCUGGCUGAGAUCGGAGUUAACUGA
Aplosporella prunicola CBS 121167 is the source of this 1950-nucleotide messenger RNA. RefSeq lists its product as uncharacterized. The record is from RefSeq and is a predicted model, not a curated record. Gene Ontology annotation, molecular function: microtubule motor activity; ATP binding; microtubule binding. Gene Ontology annotation, biological process: microtubule-based movement; mitotic spindle organization. The transcript has 3 exons. Bases 1 to 1950 code for a protein of 649 amino acids. NCBI's taxonomy places the organism in Eukaryota, Fungi, Ascomycota, Dothideomycetes, Botryosphaeriales, Aplosporellaceae.